GUAAUUUUUAUGUAUUUAUGACAUAUUUUUAGCAUUAAUUUUUUUAUAUUGAUAAAUAUUGUAAACAUAGUUUAAUCUAUUCCUCUCCCCAAACGAUGCCUUCACAAAAUUGUUUUGUUUUGCGUCGCCCUUAUCAGUAGUGUAAUAAGUUGUAUAUAAUUUCAAUGGGUUGAGCAGUCUAUUAUUCCGGGGAAUGGGUAAAUUACAAAUCUCGAAUAUUUGUGAUUCUAGCCAGCAUUAUUACUUACGGGAUUUCUUAUGGGAAGCAGUUUCUGUGUCUAGGUCUCAAGAUGGUGUACAGGUCAGGAGGGUCUGAGGAGAGGCCGCAGAACGUGUUCAGGAAUGAUGGCAGCUUCCUAGAGAUGUUCAAGAAGUUGCAGGAGACUAGAGAUGCCGGCCCCUCGACUUCAUCUGCUGCAGAAAAGGAAGGUGACUCCCCGGCUGAGGAGAAACCAGUCAUUGCCAAGCCCCCGCCAUUUGUUGGUAAGAGAAGAGGAGGUCGUGUUCUGCCUACAGGUAAAGUGAAAAAAGCUAAAUUGGUGAAAGUAGAAGAAACAAACGAGGGGCCUAAAGAUGCCUGGUCAGUUUACUUAGAAGAAGUUAAAAGAUAUAAGGAAACUACUUGUGAAGAGGAUGAGAAGACUCGGCCAUUAGUAAAGUGAAUUGUUGAGUGUUUUCUUUUGGAUGUUGCAGAAAAUUAAACUCGCUACCCAUUCCCUGGUGCAAUUUGCUGCUUUAGAUCAGAAAUCUAUCUUGAAUUAACUAUUUUAAAUGUUUAGGUUUAAUUAUCUGUAUUAGCUUUUCUGUGUUUUUGUUUUUAAAUCACCUUUUUGUAAGGAAAAAAAAAAAAGAGAGGAUCGAUUAAAUUAACUUGAUACUUAUGAAGAUUAUAUUUGAUCUUUUUUUUUCAGUAACUAAUUUUUGCAUAGUCACUUUUUUUAUAUUUUAUUUUAAGUUUUAACUUAGCUUAUAUUUUCUGAUAUUAAAUUUUCUAGAUUGUUUUUUUGUGAUAGAACUAUUUAUUUAUAUUAAGUUUUAGUUGUUACUCGGAGAAUUGAUUAUGUUGAAUAUAUUUUGUUAAAUAAAUUGUUUAAGGUCUUAUGUAUAUAAAUUAUUGAUAAUAGACUACUUUAUAACUUUUUAUUAAAUAAAAAGUAUUAAUAGUUUAAUGG
Molecule: messenger RNA, 1172 nt
Organism: Nezara viridula (southern green stink bug)
Lineage: Eukaryota; Metazoa; Arthropoda; Insecta; Hemiptera; Pentatomidae
Source: the annotation of a GenBank genome assembly